AUGCUUCGGAAAGUAUGGUCUUCGUUAAAUCAAUCAUCCGUAUCAUUCCAGAUUCUUUCUGACCUCCAUCUGGAGGUCAACCAACAUUACUCAUCCUAUGAGAUUCCCGCCUGCGCAGAGCAUCUUAUCCUCGCCGGCGAUAUCGGACGCUUAACGGACUAUGAAGAUUACCGCAACUUCCUACAGAAAUUGACUGAUCGAUUCAAAUUGGUGUUUCUUGUACUUGGGAAUCAUGAGUUCUAUAAUGAGACGUUUGAAACGGGAAUAGAAAGAGCAAAACGACUUGAGCAGGAUCCUGCAUUUAAUGGACGGCUGAUCGUCCUCCAUCAGAAACGAUACGAUGUCCCAGGUUCUAACGUUAGUAUCCUUGGCUGCACACUUUGGUCAAAAGUACCCCAAGAAUUGGCCGAUAUUGUUCAGUCAAAAGUCAAAGAUUUCCAGAGGAUUGCAGACUGGUCGGUUGAAGACCAUAAUGCGCGCCAUGAUUCUGACUAUGCCUGGUUGAUGAAGGAGAUACAUUCAAUACAACAGGAGAAUAAAGCAGCGGGGAAGCGCAGUAGGCAACGGUCUAUCCUUGUUGUGACGCACCAUGCGCCUUCGCUUGAGGGGACCUCUAGUCCCAAGCAUGCUCAGAGUCCUUGGAGUGUUGCCUUUGGAACUGAUAUCCUAUCGGGGAGUUCUGAUGAAGUGAAAGUCUGGGUGUUUGGACAUACCCAUUACACUACUGAUUUCAUGGAGCAGGGGGUAAGAGUCGUGAGCAAUCAACGGGGGUAUGUGCUGCCUUGGAGUGAUCCGAAAGCACAGAGCGGGUUUGAUGUGAGGAAGGUCAUACAGCUAUGA
Molecule: messenger RNA, 840 nt
Organism: Aspergillus tubingensis
Lineage: Eukaryota; Fungi; Ascomycota; Eurotiomycetes; Eurotiales; Aspergillaceae
Product: calcineurin-like phosphoesterase
Exons: 1
Coding region: 1-840 (279 amino acids)
Molecular function (GO): hydrolase activity
Source: RefSeq, a predicted model, not a curated record